Messenger RNA from Betta splendens (Siamese fighting fish), 1798 nucleotides. RefSeq names its product solute carrier family 10 member 4 (gene slc10a4). Gene Ontology annotation, molecular function: bile acid:sodium symporter activity. The record is from RefSeq and is a predicted model, not a curated record. Bases 270 to 1424 code for a protein of 384 amino acids. The transcript is spliced from 3 exons. Gene Ontology annotation, cellular component: membrane. Lineage: Eukaryota; Metazoa; Chordata; Actinopteri; Anabantiformes; Osphronemidae. Gene Ontology annotation, biological process: bile acid and bile salt transport.
CCGUGGCUCAGCCGUGACUCACUCCCCGUGUCACGGCACCCUCACGUCCUCCGACCACUGGCUCCACCGCAGCUCCGCAUUGGAGACCGUGCGCCACUAGGGGAGGCGUUUUACGCGCGACACCCACCGCCAGCGAACGCGCUCCAUCCUCCUGUUGCGCCACGCACAACUCAAAGCUGCUGGUGGGCGACGCACGAAACGGCGCCUGGCUGGACUUCCUCCCGUCGGACUCCUUGGAGCAAGCUGUUAAAUCUGCAGAGGACGGAGUCAUGGCAGGGUUCGGAGCGGCCAGUGGUGCCGCGUUCCCCGAGGACGGCACCCUCGGGACCGGCGGGUUUAUGGCGGCCGCGCGGACGGAAUCCCCCCACCUGCUGCCUGCGUUCUGGGAUUCCCCGCUCAGCCACGGGAUCAACGUGUUCGUGGGACUCGUCCUGUGCUUCACCAUGCUGGGGCUGGGCUGCACGGUGGACGUCGGCCAGCUCGGGCAGCACGUCCGCAGACCCGUCGGGGUGCUGCUGGCGCUGCUGUGUCAGUUCGUCAUCAUGCCGCUGGUGGCUUUCCUCCUGGCUCUCGCCUUCUCCCUGAACGACGUGGCGGCGAUGGCCGUGCUCCUCUGCGGCUGCUGCCCGGGGGGAAACCUGUCGAACAUCAUGUCUCUGUUGGUGCACGGGGAGAUGAACCUCAGCAUCAUCAUGACCAUAUCGUCCACUCUGCUGGCGCUCGUGCUGAUGCCCCUGUGCCUGUGGAUUUACAGCCGGGCGUGGAUCAACACCCCUGUGGUCAACCUCAUGCCCUUCGGGGCCAUCAUCCUGACCCUGUGCAGCACCCUCAUACCCAUUGGUCUAGGGGUUCUGCUGCGGUACCGACACACGCGUGUGGCCGACAUCGUUUUAAAGGCCUCCCUGUGGUCUCUGCUGGCCACCCUCAUCCUGCUCUUCAUCCUGACCGGAGCCAUGCUGGGCCCGGAGCUGCUCGCCACCAUCCCGGCCUCCGUCUACAUGGUGGCGCUGCUCAUGCCUCUGUGCGGCUACGCCGCGGGCUACGGCCUGGCGGUGCUCUUUGACCUGCCGCCCAGCAGCCGCCGGGCCGUCUCCCUGGAGACGGGCUGCCAGAACGUGCAGCUGUGCACGGCCAUCCUGAAGCUGGCCUUCCCCCCGCAGCUGAUGGGGGGCAUGUACAUGUUCCCCCUCCUGUACGCCCUGUUCCAGGCGGCCGAGGCGGGCGUUUUCAUCCUGGCCUACAGGAUGUACAGGAAAGAGGUCCUGCACAAGCCGGAUCCGGUGGGAGACGCCAUGGAUGCAGGCAUAACGUAUCAGAGGUUUCACGACGAUGAGGACUUGGACUCAUCCUAUGGCGCCGUGACAGUGAGUGACCCAAACACCAUCAUGCUGGAACCCUGUCCCCCCGAUCCAACUCCGGUUUAACGUCCUGAAUAUUCACUAUGACUUGACUGGUAAAAGAGGUGCUUUAUGUCAUAAGCUGUAUUUAGCUCAGCCGUGUGCAGGAUUCAUGUGCUACGACGUUCACAGAAACUCCUGUCACUUUGAAAAAAAUGAAUGGAUUCCACGCUCAUCAGUGAGUCGCACCGUCGGCGUGCGACAGUGUCAGUGCUUUAAAUCCGUGCGUGUUUGUGUGUAAGAAAGUGGGGAAAAAAAACACAACAUAUCAUAACAUAUGUGUGCAGGUUUCCAACCAUGCAGUGCCAAAAUGUGAACAAAAAUGUAAAUGUGUAUAAACAACUGUAUCAAAAUAAUAAAAGAUGUAUAGAACCGAGCUAAAAAGACCGACCUGCCUCUGA